Messenger RNA from Cordyceps fumosorosea ARSEF 2679, 4332 nucleotides. RefSeq names its product DNA-directed RNA polymerase III. The record is from RefSeq and is a predicted model, not a curated record. Gene Ontology annotation, biological process: DNA-templated transcription. Bases 1 to 4332 code for a protein of 1443 amino acids. Lineage: Eukaryota; Fungi; Ascomycota; Sordariomycetes; Hypocreales; Cordycipitaceae. The transcript is spliced from 2 exons. Gene Ontology annotation, molecular function: DNA-directed RNA polymerase activity; DNA binding.
AUGGCCCAUGUUCACGAUGUUGGCGUCAAGCAGCAGCUUGUUGACAAGGUGCCCAAGCGCUUUCGCGGCAUCAAGUUUGGUAUUCAGUCCAACCAAGACAUCUCCAACCAGGCCGUGACCGAAAUUUCCAACCGAUUGCUCUACGACAUCGAAAACAACCGCGCGCCCUACCAGAAUGGACCCCUCGACUACCAGCUCGGCACCUCGAGCAAGACGGGUAAGUGCGCUACUUGCAACGAGUCUCUGCAAAACUGCAACGGCCACUUCGGAUACGUCAGGCUUCCUCUGCCCGUCUUCCACGUAGGCUACCUGCGCUUCAUCAUAUCCAUCCUGCAGGAGAUUUGCAAGGACUGCGGCCGAGUCCUGCUCGAGGAGCCCCAGCGCCGACAGUUCCUCUCCGAGCUCCGCCGACCCUUCAUCGACAACCUCCGACGCACACAGAUUUGCAAAAGGAUCAACGAGCAAUGCAGAAAGACCAAGAAUUGUCCCUACUGCGGCUCUGUCAACGGACAGAUUCGCAAGUUUGGUGUCUUGAAGCUCGUCCACGACAAAUUCUCUUCCUACAACAAGUCCACAGCCAUCAAAAAAGUCCCCCCGGAAAGCAAGAUUCUCUUUGACCUGUCAUUUACCGAAGCGAAGCGCGAGAACCCAGAGAUAGAAAAGCAUCUUCGCAAGGCCAUGGAGGAUCUCAACCCCCUCCGGGUCCUGAACCUCUUCAAGAUGAUCACCGCCACUGACUGCGAGCUGCUCGGUCUUAACGCCGCCGAGGGCCGGCCAGAAAUGUUCAUCUGGCAGUUUCUGCCUGCGCCGCCCGUCUGCAUCAGGCCAUCCGUCGCACAGGACAAUGCAAGCAACGAAGAUGACAUCACCACAAAGCUGGCUGAUAUUGUCUGGGUUAGUGGCAUGAUUCGCUCGGCCCUGCAAAAGGGAUCUGCCAUUCAGACAAUCAUGGAACAGUGGGAGUAUCUGCAAACCCAGAUUGCCAUGUACGUCAACAGCGACGUUCCUGGCCUGCAGCAGCCUGGUUUUGGUAAAGCCAUGCGAGGAUUCUGCCAGCGUCUCAAGGGCAAGCAGGGUCGAUUCCGUGGUAAUUUGUCUGGUAAACGUGUCGACUUUUCAGGCCGAACUGUCAUCUCCCCCGAUCCCAACCUGGGUAUCGAUGAAGUCGCCAUUCCCCAACUCGUUGCCAAGAACCUCACAUACCCCGAAAGAGUGCAACGCCAAAACAUGGCCAAACUGCGGGAAUGCGUCAAGAACGGUCCCGAUGUCUGGCCGGGAGCACAGAGCGUCAUCAAGAUGGACGAGGGUGGCUACAAGAUCAAUCUCAAGUUCGGUAAUAGGAAUAUGGUAGCGCGAGAUUUACGAAUUGGCGAUGUCGUCGAGCGUCACAUUGAAGACGGCGAUAUUGUACUGUUCAACCGUCAACCUUCCCUACACAAGCUCAGUAUCAUGAGCCAUCUUGUCAAGGUGCGCCCUUGGAGAACCUUCCGUCUAAACGAGUGUGUUUGCAAUCCCUACAACGCCGAUUUCGACGGUGACGAGAUGAACCUUCACGUCCCGCAGACAGAAGAAGCUCGCACCGAAGCCAUUACACUCAUGGGUGUCAGACACAACCUCACGACCCCCAAGGACGGUGCUCCUAUCAUUGGAGCAACGCAGGAUUUCAUCACGGCUGCCUUUUUACUCAGCAGCAAAGACAGAUUCUUUGAUCGCAAGACCUUUACAUAUAUGUGCAUGCACAUGCUCGACAGCCAAACACGUCUCGACCUCCCCCCGCCUACCAUUAUUGCCCCAGUUGCGCUGUGGACCGGAAAGCAGCUCUUCAAUGUCAUGAUGCGACCAAACAAGGAAUGCCAUAUCAGAAUCAAUUUCGAGUCCAAGUGCAAGACGUUUUCUGGCAAGUCUAAGAAUAUACCCGACAUGGACCCCAACGACGGUUGGCUGGUCGUGCGCAAUUCCGAAGUCAUGUGCGGUGUCAUGGACAAGGCGACGGUCGGAACCGGCAAGAAGGACUCCGUCUUUUACGUCAUGCUGCGUGAUUUUGGAGCAGACCAUGCCGCAACUGCUAUGAAUCGCCUGGCCCGACUCUGCGCCAGAACUCUGACAAACCGGGGCUUCUCCAUCGGUGUCGGUGAUGUUUGUCCCACUGCAAGCCUUACUGCAGAGACGGAGCGUCUUGUGUCGAUUGCUUACAAGCAAUGCGACGAUCUCAUUGAAAGUUUCAAAAAAGGAAAGCUGGAGAAGUCACCCGGCUGUAACCUGGAACAGACGCUAGAAAACUCCAUCUCCGGUAUCCUUUCCAAGGUCAGACAGCAGGCUGGUGACUACUGCAUUGAUACACUGAGCCGCAACAAUGCCCCGCUCAUCAUGGCCAAGUCUGGCUCCAAGGGUUCGGAUAUUAACGUUGCUCAGAUGGUGGCCCUGGUCGGCCAGCAAAUUAUUGGCGGUCAGCGAGUUCCUGAUGGCUUCCAGGAUCGUAGUUUACCACAUUUCUUCAAGAAUGCCCGACAACCUCCCUCCAAGGGUUUCGUCAAGAACAGUUUCUAUACCGGUCUUUAUCCUACAGAGUUCCUGUUCCACGCCAUUUCUGGCCGUGAAGGUCUGGUCGAUACUGCAGUCAAGACUGCCGAAACCGGUUACAUGUCGCGUCGAUUGAUGAAGUCUCUGGAAGAUCUUUCCACACAAUACGAUGAUACGGUCCGGACGUCCGGCGGCACGGUCGUUCAGUUCCAGUUUGGUGGUGAUCGCCUGGACCCUGUGGAUAUGGAGGGCUCCGGCGCACCGGUACAAUUCGUUCGGACGUGGCGCCAUGCUGAAAAUACUACAUGGGACAAUGAUGAGCCAGCUCUGACUCCAAAUGAGGCCCGUGAGCUGUGUGCUAGUAUGCUGGCCGCCGAGCGGAAACGAUUCCCUCGCAAAGGCCUGUUGCAUGGCGAGGAGCUUGACUACGACGAUGUCAGUGACUAUGCUGUCGAUGAGCACGAAGGUGCGCGAAAGUUCAUCGUCGAAGUGGAAGAUUUUGUCGGGGGCCUGACCAACAAGCUGGCGAGAGUCCGCGCCCUGGCCGGUCUUUCUGGUAAUGAGAAGAUGCGGACGGCGGCACAAGACCACGCCGACCGCACAGCCAAGAUCACAGCAACAACACUACGGCUGUUCAUCAAGCUGUGUCUACACAAAUACAAGAAGGCUCAGGUAGAACCUGGACACGCCGUCGGUGCUGUCGGGGCGCAGUCCAUCGGUGAACCCGGCACCCAGAUGACUCUGAAGACUUUCCAUUUUGCUGGUGUCGCUGGUAUGAGUAUCACACAGGGUGUGCCUCGUAUCAAGGAAAUUAUCAACGCAUCCAAGGUCAUCAGUACUCCGGUUAUUACCUGUCCUUUGAUGAACAGUCAGCAGAUUGAGGCUGCCAAGGUUGUCAAGGCGCGCAUCGAAAAGAUCUUUUUGCAGGAUGUGUUGCACUACAUCGAAGACGAGUGGCGGCCGGACGAAGGCAACGUGGUGGUGCAGGUGGACAGACAGGCGCUGGCGGAUAUGCAUCUCGGUGUGAGCAUCCACGACAUUGCGCAGGCCAUCUGCAAGGACCGCAAGAUGAAGAUCCAGCCGACAGACGUGGCCAUCAUCGGCGACCGCAUCUCGAUUCGCGUGCGCGACAACUCGAGUGUGGUGGCCAAGCGCACAACCCGCAGCAAGACGGCCGAGGAUCCGAGCGACAUGCUGCUGCGAGCCAACGCCCUCCGACGCAUGCUGCCGGCGCUGCCCAUCUCAGGGUACCCGGACGCGUCGCGCGCGCUGAUCGAGACGUGCGAGGACAGCACGCACCGGGUGCUGGUGGAAGGCUACGGGUACCAGGCAUGCAUGACUACUGAGGGCGUGGUGGGAACCAAGGUGCGGACCAACAGCGUGACGGAGUGCAACGACGUGCUGGGUAUCGAGGCGGCGCGGACGACGAUUGCGUUCGAGAUUGAGCAAGUGAUGAAGUUCAUGGAGAUUGACCACCGGCACAUGCAGCUGCUGGCGGACGCGAUGACGUUCAAGGGCGAGAUCCUGGGCAUCACGCGCUUCGGCCUGUCCAAGAUGCGCGACAGCGUGCUGCACCUGGCGUCGUUUGAGAAGACGCCGGACCACCUAUUCGAGGCCGCGGCCGGCAUGAAGACGGACAAGAUUGAAGGUGUUAGUGAGGGUAUCAUUAUGGGCCAGGGCAUGGCCGUCGGCACCGGCGCAUUCCAGGUCGUGCGACGGCUGGGCAUCGCGGCGGCGGACGUGGGUCAGCGGGAGACGCUGUUUGAGGACGCGUGGACGGCGGAGACGAAGAGAAGGCGGAAGCACGCGUGA